Messenger RNA from Sebastes umbrosus (honeycomb rockfish), 1368 nucleotides. It is a transcript of the gene tmem101, whose product is annotated as transmembrane protein 101. Gene Ontology annotation, biological process: positive regulation of canonical NF-kappaB signal transduction. The record is from RefSeq and is a predicted model, not a curated record. Lineage: Eukaryota; Metazoa; Chordata; Actinopteri; Perciformes; Sebastidae. The transcript is spliced from 4 exons. Bases 70 to 837 code for a protein of 255 amino acids.
CGACACGUGUGUAUUUUGGCCGGAAGUCUACUGCAGUGUCGUCCGUUUGGCGGAUAGGUUGCAGCAACAAUGGCAGCUCCGAGUAGGAAGCAGACUUUACGGUUCCUCAGCCAGUUAGGAGCGUUUAUCCUGACCCGGUUCGGCUUCUGGAACUGCUUCAGCAUGUUGAUGCUGUUUGCUGAACGAGCGGACUCAAAAAGGAAGCCAGACAUCCAUGUACCGUACCUGUAUGUGGACAUGGGGGCUGCCGUGCUCUGCGCCAGCUUCAUGUCAUUUGGGGUGAAGAGGAGGUGGUUUGCGAUGGGCGCAGCCAUUCAACUGGCCGUCAGCACUUAUGCGUCAUAUGUUGGAGAACAGGUGUACUACGGGGACUGGCUUAAGGUACGCAUGUAUUCCAGAGCGCUGGCCAUUAUUGGAGGCUUUCUGGUUCUUGCCAGCGGGGCGGGGGAGGUGUACAGACAGAAACCUCGCAGCAGAUCCCUGCAGUCUACUGGACAAGUUUUCCUGGGAGUCUACCUCAUCUGCAUGGUGUACUCCCUCCAGCACAGCAAAGAGGACCGGCAGGCCUAUCUGAACCACAUUGUGGGAGGAGAGAUCACUCUGAUGCUGCUAGAGGUGCUGUUUGGGGUGCUGGCUCUGGCCUUCCUCUCUGGCUGCUACAUCCGCCUGGCUGCACAGGUCCUGGCCACCAUCCUCCCCAUAGUGGUCCUGCUCAUUGACGGCAACCUGGGCUACUGGCACCACACUCGCAAGGUGGAGUUCUGGAACCAGAUGAAGCUGAUCGGACAUAACGUGGGCAUCUUCGGCGCUGUGCUGAUCCUGGCGACUGACGGUUGAAACCUUUUGGACGCUCCGUGACAACUUUUACAGAUGAAGGUGUCGGCACAGGAUGAGAUUGUCGGCCUUAAGGCCACAGCCAGACUUUGUACUCAAAGCUGCCGUCGCUCGGUGACCUCUCAGGAUUCAAACACUCCAAGCUGAGACUGUUGGAUGUAAACAGCGCCGAUUGUAUUUGCCCACCAGUUGGUAUCUUUGCUUCUGCAAGAAAAAGAAAAAAACACAAGCUUCCUUUUUUCACAAUUUAAUAAUUUAUUCAGAUUCAUGUUUACACUUUUCUCUGUUAUGCUCUGAAACAUGACACUGAGUAUUAAUACUGUAUCUACAGGAAAAAUACUGUCUACUCCAAAAAGUAUAGUCUUAAAUAGUAGAAUGUUUUACUGUAUACGGUUCAAAUAUUUUGCAAAUAAAGGGAAACCUAAAGUUUAACUUGUGGCAUUUUGUGCUACAGUACAUUUGAUAAUCAACUGUUUUUUGUGCUUCUUUUCACUUGUGCAUUCAUGUGAAUUUCAUUAAAUUGAAUAAGCACAA